AUGGUGCAAGGAUGCUGCGAAGAGCUUCGUAUUACAUGUGGAAUGAAAAAGAAGAUUAUAGACAACUUCGCAGCCAUAUUGCACGAGGCAAAGUUUCAUAAUCUGCUAUUUUCCUUCGUUCGCUUAGUGACAAAUCUGUCUUGGUCUUUGUCUUUCUUCAAAUUGUUAUUCUUUUUGUGGUAUGCAGCCGAUGCUAUUAUUAUAUUCAUAGCUCUGAUAACUGCUGAUGCUGCUGUAAUUGGCGACCAACCAGAAAUAGUGUUUGAUGCUACAUAA
Molecule: messenger RNA, 276 nt
Organism: Cylicostephanus goldi
Lineage: Eukaryota; Metazoa; Nematoda; Chromadorea; Rhabditida; Strongylidae
Source: the annotation of a GenBank genome assembly